Molecule: messenger RNA, 778 nt
Organism: Juglans microcarpa x Juglans regia
Lineage: Eukaryota; Viridiplantae; Streptophyta; Magnoliopsida; Fagales; Juglandaceae
Exons: 2
Coding region: 59-766 (235 amino acids)
Source: RefSeq, a predicted model, not a curated record
UAUUUUCUUUGACCUACCAUAUUGGAAAGGGAAUUUGUUACGACACAAUCUUGAUGUAAUGCACAUAAAGAAGAACGUUGUUGAUAAUAUAAUUGGCACAUUGUUGAACAUUGAUAGUAAAUCAAAAGAUAAUUUGCAGGCAUGCCUUGACUUGAAAGAGAUGGGUUUGCGACCUGAACUUCAUCCUAUUCCCAAAGCUUCUGACAAGACAUAUUUACCUCCAGCUUCUUUCACAAUGAGUUACAUGGAGAAAGAUGAUUUAUUAAGGAUUAUUAAAAAUGUAAAGAUGCCAGAUGGUUAUGCCUCAAACGUUUCAUGUUGUGUUAAACCUCAAAAACGUACUAUAAAGGGUAUGAAGAGUCAUGAUGGUCAUAUACUAAUGCAGCAACUACUACCAAUUGCAUUGCGCAAGUCCAUAUCUAAAAAGGUUGCAGAAUCAUUAAUAGAGUUGUCUACAUUCUUUAGGGAAAUUUGUUCCAAGACGUUGCGAGUAGAAGAUUUAAACCGAUUAGAGUCCAGAAUACCCAACAUACUGUGCCAAUUGGAGAUGAUCUUUUCACCUGGAUUCUUCACGAUUAUGGUGCAUUUGACUGUGCAUUUAGUUGCUGAAUCCAAGCUUGGUGGGCCAGUUCAUUAUCGAUGGAUGUAUCCUGUAAAGAGGUAUUUACAUCGACUUAAAUUUCAUGUACGUAACAAAGCUGCACCGGAAGGCUCCAUUUCUAAAGGGUACUUAUUGGAGGAAUUGUUGACGUUUUGUUCUCAUUAAUGGGAAUCCGCA